Molecule: messenger RNA, 1554 nt
Organism: Exophiala xenobiotica
Lineage: Eukaryota; Fungi; Ascomycota; Eurotiomycetes; Chaetothyriales; Herpotrichiellaceae
Exons: 5
Coding region: 1-1509 (502 amino acids)
Source: RefSeq, a predicted model, not a curated record
AUGCCUGUUCGCAACGCUUUCUAUUUGUACCUGCACCAGGUGAGGAAUAUGUUGCUAUCCCAUGAGCAGUGUCAAUCUUUCAACGACGAGGGAUAUCUGAUCCUCCGAGAUGUGCUUUCUUCUGAGGAAACAGGAAAUCUCCAGAAGUGGACACAAGAGGUACAUGACUGGCCUACUGCAGAGGACUCUCCGUGGAUGCCAUAUGAGGAAAUCAAUGCUCGAGGCGAGAAGGUGCUGUGCAGAACAGAAAACUAUGCGGGCUCUCAUCCCGACUUCAACGGACUCCUUCGUGGGCGCAAGCUUUUGAGUAUACUGAGUCAACUUUCCGGUGAGGAAAUGCUGCUGUUCAAGGAAAAGAUCAAUUAUAAACUUGCCGGAAGCGGAAGUUUCGCGCCCCAUAUUGAUUCGUCAGCAUAUACACAUAUUAAGAACGUCAAACAUCUGACCAUUUUGCUCGCCGUUGAUCGAUCCGACAUGUCCAAUGGCGGGUUAGAAGUCGUGGGAGGCAGUCAUAAAAUGGAUGUGCCUAUUGGAAAAGAUAAUUGCAUCGAGCCAGAGUGGGCGACGCAACAGGAAUGGACACCUGUAACCCUGGAACCAGGACAUUUGUUGAUCUUUGGGUCUUACCUUGCCCAUCGGAGCGGCGCCAACCAUAGCUGCAAUGAUCGCAAAGCAAUUUAUGCGACAUAUAACUGUGCCAAGGAGGGCAACCUGCAUGACGAGUAUUAUGCACAUCGCAAAGUGGUCUGGCCACCGAUGCAUCUGCGAAAACAAGGCGAGCAGUACAAAGAAGGUGCUCUCAGAUAUGGGUACGGCAGCCCCAUGCUGAGCGUUGAUGCAGGAAGACAGCUCGAGUUCGGAGGCGAUCCCACGUCAAGUUCGAAGCUUGAGGCCGCCGAGACCGCAUCCCUUCUCAUGGAUAUUCUCAAGUCGCAUGGCCAGAGCGAUUAUAUUGGAGAGCCAGUGUCGCAAAUCGAGCAUUCGCUGCAAUGCGCCCAUUUGGCUGCAAACAGCGGUGCGGAUGCUAUGAUAAUUGCUGCCGCACUACUCCAUGAUAUUGGCCAGAUCAUUCCAGCGUGUGAGGCCGAAAAGCAUAUGGGCGGAGAGAAGGUCCAGAGUAUGCAACAAAAUAGCUCGAGCCCAAAAGACUCGAGGUCUUCUGAUAGCGUUGGACGUGUCUCUCAUGAAACAUUGGGAGCUCGAUAUCUGCUUGCCCUAGGGUUUCCGCCAAAGGUCGCUGAGCUUGUCGAAGCUCAUGUGCCUGCGAAGAGAUAUUUGUGUGCGACAGAGCAAGGAUACUAUGACGCCUUAAGUGAUGCGAGCAAAGAGAGCUUGACGUUCCAAGGAGGUCCAAUGGGUCCAGAAGAGGUACGAAAAUGGCGGGAGGAUAAGUGGGCAACUGAGAAGGCCAACUUGAGGAGAUGGGAUGAUGGCGCUAAAGUCGUCGAGCUGGACGUCCCUGGUCUCGAGUCAUAUAGGUCGGCGCUUGAGCAAGUGCUGAGUUCAUGAGAUGUUUCCAUAGAUUGUCCAGCCUUUGCUCCCAGACCAUUCACG